AUGUCGGGCUCCGUGAUCAGCGACCCCGUCCCGAUAGCCUCCGCCUCUGCGGAACAGCAGAUGGCGGAGGUGGCCGACGGCAUAGCGACGGCGGCCGCGGAGGUGGAGUUCGUCAAGUGCUACUGCUGCAGCCUGACGGAGGAGUGCACGCCGGCGUACAUCGGGCGGGUGAGGGAGAGGUACAAGGGGCGCUGGAUCUGCGGGCUCUGCGCGGAGGCGGUGAAGGACGAGAUCUGCCGAUCGGGGAAGAAGCUCAUCGGCACGGAGGAGGCACUUGACAAGCACAUGACCUUCUGCGCGAGCUUCCGGUCCUCGCCGGCGCCGGUGGCCGCCGAUGCCAACGAGCAUCUCAUCGCCGCCAUGCGGCAGCUUCUCCGGCGGAGCCUCGACUCUCCCCGGGGGAUCAGAUCCUCCCCUAACAGCCCCCGGCAGCAGCUCUCCGGCGAGGUCGCCGCCACCCGCGGCCCGCUCACCAGGUCCGGUAGCUGCUUCCCCACCCUCGCCGGCUGA
Spirodela intermedia is the source of this 510-nucleotide messenger RNA. Lineage: Eukaryota; Viridiplantae; Streptophyta; Magnoliopsida; Alismatales; Araceae. The record is from the annotation of a GenBank genome assembly.